This is a messenger RNA of Hirundo rustica (Barn swallow), 5404 nucleotides long. It is a transcript of the gene SEPTIN4, whose product is annotated as septin 4. Lineage: Eukaryota; Metazoa; Chordata; Aves; Passeriformes; Hirundinidae. Gene Ontology annotation, cellular component: septin complex; septin ring; synaptic vesicle. The record is from RefSeq and is a predicted model, not a curated record. Gene Ontology annotation, molecular function: GTP binding; molecular adaptor activity; GTPase activity. Gene Ontology annotation, biological process: regulation of exocytosis; cytoskeleton-dependent cytokinesis.
GGCAGCCGCCGUGGGAACCAGCCCGGCACAUUCUUUCGGAGCUGGACGCGGUGAAACCAGAGAGGAGGGCGGCUGGCGGAGCGUGUCGCAACGGAGCGCCUUCCCGACAGGCUCCAGACAGUGGCUUUGGGAUACACGCAUCAGCCUUGGAAACAUCGCGGGGGGACAGCAGGCGCGGCUGGGGACCGGGGGAGACCGCGCUCCCUCGCCCGUGCACGGGGGGUGAGCUGGGGCUGGAGGUGCUCCAGGAGGGCCCACAGAGGCAGAGCCGGUUCCCCUGCCGCCGGUGCCACAUCCCUCUGUCCCCAGAACAGUUCCCAGCUGGCCCGGAGGAGCAGCAUGAGCACUGGUUCCUCCCCGAUCUCUGCUCCCGGCUCUGAGUGGGUCAGAACUUGUCCAGCCCCACGUGCUGCGAUGUCGGCUGGUUUCCAGCCUGCACUGGCCUUGCUGUCAUGUCCCGGCUCACAGGGAGCCGCUGCUCAUGGUCCCAUCCUGGGGUCCUCGCUCAGGUGCUCACAGGUCCUUCAAGCUGCAGGAUUCCCUGCGGGAGAGGGACUGGAGCUGCUGCACCAGGAGCUGUGGCUCAUCCCCCGUGCUCACCUGCCUGGGGCUGACCCCCUGCCCGGAGCCGGGACCCACGCCUCAGCCUGCCCCCCAUCCUUAGGGUACCCAGCACCCUGCUCCUCUAGCAGCUGCCGAGAGACUCAGUUUCCCACCUGGAAUGCUGCUGACGGGUGGGAUGGCAGAGCUGGGGGUACCCUGAUUCUCCGGCGGGAGCAUCCCGCGCGUCCAGAGGCGGGGCCGAGCAGGCACGGCCCAGGUUCUGUCUCCCUUGGAACGAGCUGGCCUGGUCCUGGCAGCGCUGGGCUUCGCUGGGGGCUUGUCCUGCGUGGGGUUCGUGCCUUUGGGGCAGCGUUUGUGCCUGGGAUGCUCAGCCAUAGUGAGGUGGCAUUCUGGGUGUCACCUUUAGAGGGCUUGGGAACGCCUCUGUCGGCCUGGCGGUGGGGGCAGCACCUCGCCGGGAUGUCCCCUUCCUUUCCCUGCAGAAGCAGUCCGGGAAAACACCUCCCGUGGGAAUGUGGUAUCCGUGGAACGAUGCUCGGGGGCAGCCGGUGGCUUUCCUAGGUCAGGCUUUGCCCGCUGCCCCCGUGUCCCCCACCGCCGCAUCCCUCGGGCUGUCACCGCGCGGGGACGGUGCGAUGCAAAGUGACAGGCGGGGACGAGGCGGCGUGUGCGGCUCUCGCUGGGGCUGACAGCCCGGGUGUGAGGCCGGCUUGCACUCAGCCGCGUGUGUAAUCUGCUUACGGGGGCACCAGCGCAGCCCCGGGCUCUCCCUGCCGUAAAUCUCUGCUCCUGCCUGGAGUGCGGGCUGGGACGCUUGGAAAGCAGCCGAGAGCCCCUGAGCUGCCCUGAUGCAUCUCGACACACAUCAAGGUGAAUCACCAUCCCUGGUGACCCCGAAGUGACAGCUGGGGAACCCUGACUGCCACCCACGGCUCCUCCUUGGGGAGCUGUCAACCCUUUGCUUCCCAGGAUGAGCCAGGAAAGCCGAGCAGGAAUGCUGGAGCCUGUGGUGGGAGCGUCCCAGCCCAGGGCUGGGUCCUUCCUGGCCAGGCCCGGCUCGAGCAAGAGCUUGGAGCCACGUGGGGAAGCUUUAAUUGUCGGGUGCAAAAGUGUGGAGAAAUUAGGUUUCUGACCUCAAAGAGGCUGUGGAGCCCUGCUGGGGAAUGCUCCAGGUGGGCAGCAGGAGUGGACAUGGUGUGCGCUGGGAUGGAGGGGCAUUUUUUCCCGGGAGAGAGGGACUUUUGUCCCAGGAUGGAGUGGGUUUUUGUCCUGGGACAGAGGUGUUUCCAAGGACUGAGUGUCCUCCUGGGCUGCAGCCAAUCUGUGUGCUCAGCCAAGGGGUGCUGGUGGUGCCGGUGCUGCUGAUGGUGGUCCUGCAGCCCACCCAGGAUCUCCCUUAGCCGAUGAUGGCUGCUCCUUGAAAUCUCCCCAGUCAGGCAGGAGCUGGCUUUGUCUCUCCCCGGGGGUUCCUCUCCCCUCCCGUGCCGCUCUCAGGGGCCGUGCCUGGCUCCUGGGUGCCGCGGGCGCCCGGCGCGGAGCCUGCCCAGGGUGGAGUUAUGCUAAUACUGCUCCCCAGCCCUCGGCGCAGCCGGGGCCACUCGGCAUCUUCUGCUGGCCACGGGCGACACCGGCUGCGCCAUGGCCACCUGCCCCGAGCUGCAGCCCGGGCAAGAGAUAAAGCGUUUCCUGAAGGAGGACUCGGACGAGGCUGAGCUGACCCAGUUCCUGCGGGAUUGCCCACCAGCUGACAGCUCCAGGAAGGUGGAGGCCCCGGAGGGCCGGCGGGAGCCCCUCGGCAGCGUGGCCAGGGUGCCCCCAGACGAAGCCAGCGAUGAGAGGGACGCCAGGAUCUUCUCCCGCUCUCGGCCCCCGGAUUUCCAGCAGCACAUCGCCGCCCCCCCGCCCCCCAGCCCCAACCGCCCGCGGAGCCCCUGGGGGCAGCUGGACCCCUACGACUCCUCCGAGGAUGACAAGGAGUACGUGGGCUUUGCCACGCUGCCCAACCAGGUGCAUCGCAAGUCGGUGAAGAAAGGCUUCGACUUCACCCUCAUGGUGGCAGGGGAAUCUGGGCUGGGCAAGUCCACCCUGGUCAACAGCCUCUUCCUGACGGACAUGUACAGGGACCGCAAGCUGCUCAACGCCGAAGAGCGCAUCACGCAGACAGUGGAGAUCACCAAGCACGUGGUGGACAUCGAGGAGAAGGGGGUCAAGCUGCGCCUGACCAUCGUGGACACACCGGGCUUUGGGGACGCUGUCAACAACACUGAGUGCUGGAAGCCCGUGGCCGACUACAUCGACCAGCAGUUCGAGCAGUAUUUCCGUGACGAAAGUGGCCUCAACCGGAAAAACAUCCAGGACAACCGAGUGCACUGUUGCAUCUACUUCAUUUCGCCCUUCGGCCACGGGCUCCGGCCCCUGGACGUGGAGUUCAUGAGAGCUCUGCACCAGCGUGUGAACAUCGUGCCUGUGCUGGCCAAGGCUGACACCCUGACUCCUGCCGAGGUGGAGCGCAUGAAGAACAAGAUCCGGGAGGAGAUUGACCACUAUGGCAUCCGCAUCUACCAAUUCCCUGAGUGUGACUCAGACGAGGAUGAGGAGUUCAAGCUGCAGGACCAGGCACUGAAGGAGAGCAUCCCCUUUGCCGUCAUCGGCAGCAACACGGUGGUGGAGGCCAAGGGCCGGCGCGUCCGCGGGCGCCUCUACCCCUGGGGCAUCGUGGAAGUGGAGAACCCGUCCCACUGCGACUUCGUGAAGCUGCGCACGAUGCUGGUGAGGACGCACAUGCAGGACCUCAAGGACGUGACGCGGGAGACGCACUACGAGAACUACCGCACGCAGUGCAUCCAGAGCAUGACCCGCAUGGUGGUCAAGGAGCGCAACCGCAACAAGCUGACCCGGGAGAGCGGGACAGACUUCCCCAUCCCCGUGAUCCCCCCGGUGCCAGAUGUGGAGACGGAGAAGCUCAUCCGGGAGAAGGAUGAGGAGCUGCGGCGGAUGCAGGAGAUGCUCCAGAAAAUCCAGAAGCAGAUGAAGGACUCGCACUAGCCCGUCCCUCCUCCUGCCCCGCUCCUCCUCCUCCUCCUGCUCCUGGCCCCAGAUCAGAAAUGUUUACAUCACGCUCCACCUGCCCGGCCCCGCUGCCAGACUCGGUACCAACACUCACCCACCACCCUGAGCUGCGGCAUCGCCUUAUCCAAGCGCCCAGCGCCCGUGGGGGCACGAGGGGACGGCGAGGGGACAGUGAGGGACAGGGCACCCAACCCGGGGUCCCCUGCUCCAGUCCCUUCCACCUCACUGGGGACAUCUUGGUCCCCCAAGUUUUGGUUUCCCGUUUCUCCACAGCUCUGGGGAGGGCCCUGGCCAGCCUGGUCCCCACAGCGUGUCCCUUGUCCCUGUGUCACCCCGGGCUCUCAGCUUACAGCCUUUAUGUUCAGCUUGGCCCUGGCCUAAGGGAAGAGGAAAGGGGGGCACUGGUGGCAGCCCCCCAAAGGCCCCAGCUGCCCCGCUGUGGGGAACAGGGCUGUUCCCCUGGCCUUGGCUGGCGUGGAGGGACAGCAGCUCCUGGGGACCACAGGGGACAGAGGGGUCAGAGGGACAGCUGCCAUGCCAACACCAGUGCAGGGGACUGAAGCUUGUCGGUGUCCAGCCCUGUGUCCUCACCCUGUCCCCACUGAGUGACAGCAGGGCUGUGGCACGGAGAGCAUUGGGGAAUCAAUGGCCCCAGGGAAAAGUCCCUUGAGUCCCAAAUCAGAGGCUGGGCACCCCCAGCUGCCAUGAUGUUGGCCCUGUAAAGCAAUAAUGAGUGUCCUGUGCCCAUGGCACCUCUCACCCCAUGGCAACAGCACCGGCCCUGCCUGGAAUUUCGGCCCCAGCUGCCACUUGCUUGUCUGUGGUGUCUCUGUGUGCCCAGGAUGUCCCUGUCCCUGCUGCUUCUUGGCACAGCAGCCCUGUGUAUUCUCCAAGGAUAUCCCCAUCCAUGUUGCUUCACAGCGAAGCACUGCUGCGUGUCCCCGUGUCCCCCGUGGUGUCCCCAUGUUCUCCACCACGUCCUGGUUGGUGUUGUUGCCCUACAGAGCACUGCAGCUUGUCCCCCCAGCUUGUCCCCCCAGACUGUCCCCAUCCGUGUUGCUUUCCCACAGAGCUAUGUCGCAUCCCUGUGUCCCCCUGGGAUGUCCCCAGCCAUGUCACCACCCUGCAGGGCUCUGUGUAGUGUCCCUGUGUCCCCAAGGAUGUCCCCAGCUGUGUUGCUCCCUGCAAAGCCCCACUGUGUGUCCCCAGGGUGAGCCCUGGCCACCUCUCACAGCAUCCCUGGGGAGAUGGAUCCAAACCCCCUCCUGGGUAUGGGAAAGCCCACAGGGGAUGGUGAGGAUGCAGGCAGGACUGGGAACAGUGGGAUCACUGGAAUGGUGGGAUCAGUGGGAUCACUGGGAACUUGCUGGUGUGGAGAUGUGUCCUGUGCCCAUCAAGGCCCCCAAGCUGGGGUCCCCCAGGUGGGAUGUGGCUGGUGGGGGCUGUGCCCAGCUGAGGCUCGGGGGUGGGGGCUGCAGGGUGCCAGGGCAACAUCUGGCCUGCGUCCCCCAUGUCCCUGUGCCAGCGGGGGGCCCCAAGGCCCCCAUGGGCAGGGCCUCCUUGGGCAGGGCCCCGCAGGGAAUAUUUAGCGCUUUCCUUUUUUUAAUCUUGCUAUUUUCUUACAGAAGCCCCUCCCCUGGCAUGACGGUCCUAGAGGCGUUUAUUAACGGAUCAGAGAGUAUAGGUUUAUAAAUUCUUAUAGAGUAGUGGAAAUAUUUUUAUCCCUCCACAAUUGUUCUCAAUAAAUAUGGCUGACCUGGCUUGUCUGCAA